UUCUAAUCAGAAAAUUCUAGCCAACUUUGUUAGAGCAUGUUACUUGCUAGUAUCACGAAUUGUUGAUAAAAAUGGAUUAAAUAAAGCACAUAGCCAGUUAUUAAAGGUAUCUCAAUUAAUCGAAGAUAAUUAUGGUACUUUAUAUGCAUUUUGGUAUUAUUCGUUCGAGAGAAUGAAUGGAGUAUUAG
Molecule: messenger RNA, 188 nt
Organism: Funneliformis geosporum
Lineage: Eukaryota; Fungi; Glomeromycota; Glomeromycetes; Glomerales; Glomeraceae
Source: the annotation of a GenBank genome assembly